AUGCACUUCAAUGCUGCUCAGGCACCACUCGCUUCUACGCUCGAAGAAUGGUGGAAGAUGACUGAUGAACAGAAAGUUGUACUAAUUGUGUUAUGUAAAUUGGUGGAAAUGAGCAAGGUGAAGUGUAAACGUUACUGGCCAUCCGAAGUUGAACAAAGUCUUCUUUUCGGUGCUUACGAGAUCACGCUGGAAUCGGAGGAAAGUUUCACUGACGAUGAAUACCUUAUGAGACGGCUGAAAAUGACCCAUUCGAAAACAGGCGAAUCAAGGUCGAUCACGCAACUGCACUACAGAGAAUGGCCUGAUCACGGUUGUCCAUCCGGCGAAAAUCAGCUAAUCAACAUAAUCGAGAAAAUGGCUGAAUACAAUAAGAACUCAACAGCCCCUGUUCUUGUUCACUGCAGCGCUGGCGUGGGACGUACUGGAACAAUCAUAUCAGUCAAUUAUAUAAGGGAACUAAUUGAGUCUGAGGAAUUGGAUUCCUUGGACAUAUUCGAGCUCGUCAUGAGUUUGAGGAAACAGAGAGCAAGCAUGGUGCAAACACAGGUUUGUUGCGUCUAA
Messenger RNA from Cylicocyclus nassatus, 561 nucleotides. Lineage: Eukaryota; Metazoa; Nematoda; Chromadorea; Rhabditida; Strongylidae. The record is from the annotation of a GenBank genome assembly.